Messenger RNA from Plodia interpunctella (Indianmeal moth), 2377 nucleotides. It is a transcript of the gene La, whose product is annotated as La autoantigen-like. The record is from RefSeq and is a predicted model, not a curated record. Gene Ontology annotation, cellular component: ribonucleoprotein complex; nucleus. The transcript has 6 exons. Gene Ontology annotation, biological process: tRNA processing. Lineage: Eukaryota; Metazoa; Arthropoda; Insecta; Lepidoptera; Pyralidae. Bases 188 to 1327 code for a protein of 379 amino acids. Gene Ontology annotation, molecular function: mRNA binding.
AUUUUGUCUCUUGCUCGCGCUCGCCGGCCGCAUGUUCGAUUCCAUCGAAAAUUUUAAACACGUGUUUCUAUUAUUUUUGCAUUUUGCUUCAUUUCCUUGAAAUAAAUCAGUCGCAGAAUUAUAUAUUUUUGAAUUGGUGCUUAAAUUGCUAAAACCGUCAGUGUUUGCUGUCAAGGAGCCAACUAAAAUGACUGAAGCUAAAGAAAUCCAGGAAGAGAAUGGGCAGAAUAAUGAAAAGAAUACAGUUCCAGAUGCAGAGUUGGAGAGUUCUAUCAUCCGCCAAGUGGAAUAUUAUUUUGGCGAUGUGAACCUCCCACGUGACAAAUUCCUUCGUGAGCAAGUGAAACUGGAUGACGGAUGGGUGCCCCUGGACAUCCUCACUCGAUUCAACCGCCUCGCCAAACUCACUACCGACACUGACGUCAUUGCCAAAGCAUUAAAUAAUUCUACUUCUGGUCUCUUGGAGGUGUCAGAAGAUAACAAAAAGAUACGAAGACAUCCAGAAAUGCCAAUCCCGGAGAUGAAUGAAGAACGUCGUAAGGAUCUCCUUAGCCGCACAGUCUAUGCGAAAGGGUUCCCCAAGGACUCCACUCUGGACGACUUGAUAAAAUUCUUGAAACAGUACGAAGAAACGGAAAACAUCAUAAUGCGGAGAUAUGUUGACAGACAGACUAAGAAGCGAUUGUUCAAGGGAUCCAUUUUUGUUACAUUUAAGACUAAGGAACAGGCAGAAAAGUUCUUGGCUACAAAAGAUGUGAAGUAUGGAGAGACAGAUUUGCUCCUCAGAUGGCAAGAGGAAUAUGUGAACUCCAAGCAAGAGGAAUACAACAAUAGGAAAGAGGAGAAAGAGAAAAAACUGAAGGAAAAGGAGGCCACGACUAAAUCAGAGAAAGAGGAGCUGAAACUUCCGUCUGGCACGAUUUUGCAUUUCGCAACAGAUGGGGAUGACAAGAUGAAAAGGGAACAUGUCAAAGACGCUCUCACAGAAAUUGGCGCGGAGGUCGCCUUCAUUGACUUCAAAGUCGGAGAUGUGGAGGGCUGGGUGAGACUUGUAAAGGAAAACACAGCCAAAGUGGUAUUUGAGAAACUGACAGACGGAAAACUGAAGAUAGGAGACAAAGACGUCACAUUCAAACUGGUCGAAGGUGACGAAGAAAGAGAAUUCUUGGAUAAGACUGCCGAGGAAAUGGUGAAACGACGUAAGAAUCAAAAGAACUUCUCGAAGCAGAAGGGCAGGAAUUUCAAAGGAAAACAGAAUAACAGGAAACGAAAGGCCGACCAGAGUGAUGGUGGACCAACAGCCAAGGUCAAAGCGGUUGAAAGUUAGUUUAAGAAAAUAGUUUGUUAAAUAACAUGUUAUGCUCCUAUUGGUCUCUGUCACAGUGGAAUAUUAAAAAAGCUGCAUAAGACAGUUGCUGAUUAAAGGACACUCCGCAAAAGGAGCGAAUUAUUUUCUUUACGAAUUUUGUGAAAAAUGUAUAAUCAAUGAAGAGCCACUGCUGCUGCAAUGAUUAAGAUGAUUAAAAGUUACUGUCCACAAGCAAGCAGUAAAUAAUACAAUGUAUAUGAAAGCAAUCGUCUAGUCCUAUUUACUACUUCUACGCGUUGUUUUCGUGGUGUUCACAGUGCACACAAUCACCAUCGAAAGGAAGCACGUUUCGCCGAAAAAAUGUAUCAAGUUACUUAAACUUUAUUACCAUGUUCUUACCUAACAUAAUUAUGUCACGCAGAACUGAAUUUCCCGAUUAUUUUAAUUCAAGCUUAUCUAUAUUUUUCUAGAUUUUGAGAUACCAAAAAAAUUUGACGAAACGUGCUUUUUAAUGAAGAUGAUUCUGUGGACACCCGGUUGUUCUCAGUCAGUUAUGUGGCGUAUUAGAAAUUAAUCAGUCUGCUGUCUCCAAUAGUUUAUUCCACUUUUUCACCUGGAUGAAAGUGUCUGGAUGAACAAAGUAGAAUUUUGAUUUCCUGGGAGAAAUUAGUGGGGUGUCCACAGUUCACAGAAUCAUCUUCAUCGAAAGCACGUUCGGGCGAAAAAACCCUCCCCUUUGUCUCUAUGUGAGGGAUGAAGUUGGAACUAGCCGAUUUUAUCAAGUCUAUUAGGUAUUUUUACUGCCUGCACUAGACAUUUUGAACUGAAUAAUCUAAUUCUACUUUCGACGUUAUUACUAACAGAAAUAGAUAUGCACGUCGAGGUACAUAGAAUUAAAUCUAGUUUACCCUAUUUGUUUCUUAGAUGUGCCUAACUUGUAAGUUUAAGCAAAGCUUUUCAUUAUAUUUUUAUAUUGUUAAGUGAUAUGUUUGUAAAGACUAUGUUUGCUAUUGCCGUUCAAGUUUCGGGACUGACUUCCGUGACUUGUUGAAUAAAUUUUAUCUCUUA